AACAUUACUUUCCAGGUAUGAAAGACCAGGUCUUGGCUUUGAGAUGGAUCAGAGAUAAUAUAGAAGCCUUCGGAGGUGAUAAAGAAAGAAUAACAGCAGCCGGCUGUAGCUUCGGUGCUGGAUCUAUUGAACUUCAUCUGUCUUCUAACCAAGAAAGACUCUUCAAUCAGGCCAUUAUAGAAAGUGGUUCACGAGAUAUGAAUGGUGCUAUGGGUGCAGCAAAUCGUUCGUAUCCAUUUAUAUUAGCUAGACAUUUUGGGUAUAAUGCAACAGAUUUAACAAAGGCUUUAGAUUUCCUGGCCAAGCUAGAUCCACUAGAACUUGCUAAAGCAUCUUCAGAACUCUUCGACAAAUAUCCAGUUUGCAUUGAAAAAGAAUUUGAUGGUGUUGAAAGCUUUAUAUCACAUCGAGAUUUUAAUGCAACGAAAAUUGAUUCUACGAAUAUUGUGAUUGGUUACACGAAGCAAGAGAUGUUAAUGGAUUACAUCGGUAUAGAGCCCGAAGUCUAUUUUACACAAGUAGACAUUUUUAAUGAAACUCUAAAAUAUUUUAAUGUAGAUGACCUACAAAACAUUUCGGAAAUAAUGCGUCGUUUUUACAUCGGGUAUGAAGACAUUAGUGUAAACGUUAGAGAAAACCUAAUUGAUUUUUUUUCCGACGUUGCUUUGGUCCAUUUUAUUUGGCGAGACAUAAAUAAAUUGAUAGAUUAUGGCGCUAAUAUCUAUCACUACAUAUUCUCGUAUGUUGGCAAGAGGAAUUUCAACACGGGCAGGAAUAAUAUAACGUGCACUGGAGCGACUCACGCUGACGAGCUAGGAUAUAUAUUUGAUAUGGAUGUGUUCGCUACUGAUAUUGAUAGAAGGGAUUCUAUCAUGCGAGAUAGAAUGACUACAAUGUGGACCAACUUUGUCAAAUACGGGUAAGAAACGUAAAUCCUUUAUUUUUUUAAGGAUAAGAGUACAUACGACUGAUACGAUUAUUGUGCUGCAAAGGGUGCUGUACGUUCGUUCAAAUAAUUACUUAUAAAUUAAAAUAAGGAAUUGGCAGGAAUAUAAUAUAAAAAUUUGUUGUUCUUAUAAAUCGGCUAAGUCGAGACACAAACAUUUUCGGUAGGCGAAAUAAAUGCUUUUACAAAAGGAUCGCAGAAAAUUAUUAAAAUACACGUGGUGUAAAAUUGCAAAAGAAUUGUUUAAAAAGUAAGUAAAUUGUUUAAAAGUUAUUUAUACAAUAGACAUUGAAUUUUAAGAUUUUUAUGUUUCAAAUUACAAAAUAUUACAACAUUGGAGAGAAAAUAUAAUAAAAGCGAAUUCGUCAUUA
This is a messenger RNA of Leptidea sinapis, 1317 nucleotides long. RefSeq names its product esterase E4-like. The record is from RefSeq and is a predicted model, not a curated record. Lineage: Eukaryota; Metazoa; Arthropoda; Insecta; Lepidoptera; Pieridae. The transcript has a single exon. Bases 18 to 923 code for a protein of 301 amino acids.